Messenger RNA from Micromonas pusilla CCMP1545, 1542 nucleotides. RefSeq lists its product as uncharacterized. The record is from RefSeq and is a predicted model, not a curated record. NCBI's taxonomy places the organism in Eukaryota, Viridiplantae, Chlorophyta, Mamiellophyceae, Mamiellales, Mamiellaceae. Bases 1 to 1542 code for a protein of 513 amino acids. Gene Ontology annotation, molecular function: 2-oxoglutarate-dependent dioxygenase activity. The transcript has a single exon.
AUGGGGCGCGCCGCGAGGCGCGCCGCGCCCGCGAAGCGCCGCAAGCUCGACCACGGCGCGACCACCCCGUCUGCGGUCCGCGUGGAGUACGACGGCCACGAUCCCGCGUCCGCGUCCGCGUCCGGGAGAGCGCCGCAUCCCGUCGACCGCGUCCCCGCGAGCUCCGUCACCGCGGAGACGUUUUUCGCGAAUCACGUCGCGCGACGACGCCCCGUCGUCCUCACCGGCGACCUUCGCGGGACGCCGUGGGCGCGCGCGCGCGAGACGUGGACGGAUCGGCGACUCGCGGACGCCGCCGGGGACGCGACCGUCCGCGUCGAGGUGAGAGCCGCGGCCGGGGAUCGGUACGGCGUCGGGUCGUACGAGACGACGACGUUCCGCGAGUUCAUGCGGAGGUUCGUCGACGGAGACGACACGCGGUACCUGACCGCGUCGCCCGCGGCGACGGACGCGCACGGCCGCGGCGUCGUCGCGUCCGCGCCGGCGUCGCGGCUCCUGAGAGACGCCGAGGACGAGGACGGCGGCGGCGACGGCGGCGACGGCGACGGCGACGGCGGCGGCGUCUCCAAGCCCCCGGUGCGGCCGUCGAAGCUGACGGGACGCCUCGUCCCCGCCAACGUCAACGUGUGGAUGGGCCGCGCGAGAGACGGCGCGUCCUCGGGGCUGCACCACGACCACCACGAUAACCUGUACGUUCUGAUGCGCGGGAAGAAAAAGUUCGAGCUGUACGCGCCGUCGUGCGUGGAGGACAUGUACGUCGCUGGGACGCCGACGCGCGUGCACGCGAACGGGCGCGUGAACUACGCGGAAGCCGGAGAGACCGCCGAGGACGGGGACGACGGAAGCCUCGUCGCGCGCGUCGCCGCGAUUGCGACGCGCGACGCGGAGGAGGAGCUUCAGCUCGCGGAGGAAGCGGUCGAGCGCGGGGACGACGGCGCGAGCGAGCGGUUGAGGAUCGCGGAGGAGAGGAUGGAGACCGCGAUGGACGAGGCCAUCGGCGGCGGCGGCGGCGGCGGCGGCGGCGGCGACGACGACGACGACGCGUUCGAUUUCGAUUUCGCCGCGGGCGGGAAGUUCCGGGACGACUUCGACGACCUCGACGAGGACGACGACGACGCGGACGCGGACUCGGACGACGACGACGACGACGCGGGGCCCGGGAAGAAGGGGAAGGAGAAGGAAGAGGAGGACGGAGACCCGCCGAGUUUCAGCCGCGUGGACCGCGCCGACCUGAGCGCGUUUCCGCGGUUCAAACGCGCGUACGAGACGAAGCGCGCGGAGACGACGGUGCGCGCCGGGGAGAUUUUAUACCUCCCCGCGGGGUGGUUCCACGAGGUGACGUCGUUCGACGACGAGGCGGAAGCCGGGGGCGGUCACCUGGCGUUAAACUACUGGUUUCACCCGCCGGCGAAAUCAGAGGCGGCGGGCGACAGCGGCGAGCGCGAGUACAGGUUCGAGACGCCGUACGGCUCCGAGGCGAGGCAGCGCGCGUGGGAGAGCGAUUGGCGCGCGUGGCGAUCGCUGAAGAGUUUAGGGAGAUAG